CUUUGGUAAGCAUUAAGUGUUUCUGUUUAUGCCGAACUGACAAGGAGAGCUUCCUUACUCUUAAAUUAAUUCAACAUUGCGCUAUUCCUUACUCAAUUCCACCACAAACACCGUUACCUACCCCAUACUUCAGUGAUCUUAAAAAAAUGGUACUACCUAUUCCUUUGAUUCGACUCCAAUGUGGAGUGAACUCCUACGAUUGGGGAAAGAUUGGAUCAGAUUCCGCCGCAGCCAAAUUUGCCGCAGCAACACCUUCCGAUACUCUGAGCAUCCAAUCAGAUAAGCCGUAUGCCGAGUUAUGGAUGGGCACUCAUCCUUCAAAUCCCUCUAAAGACCUCGAGACCGGCCGAACGCUGCUUGACCUAGUCGAAGCCAACCAAGCUCUUCUAGCCCCCUCGGUGAAGGCCAGAUAUGGCAACAAGCUACCUUUUCUCUUCAAGGUACUCUCUAUAAACAAGGCUCUUUCCAUACAAGCACAUCCGAACAAGAAGCUCGCCGAACAACUACAUGCCAGAGAUCCUAAGAACUACCCCGAUGAUAACCAUAAACCCGAGAUGGCUAUUGCCAUCACUGAAUUCGAAGGCCUAUGCGGAUUUCGUCCGCUCUCAGAAAUCGCUCAUUUCCUAUCCUCCGUAUCUGCUCUUCGACAAUUGGUUGGUGAAGAUGCCGCUAAGUCUUUUAUUGCUACUGUUCGAGGCCAAGAAAGUGAUGCUUCCUCCGAAUCUACAACCCAAAACAAAAGAGCCCUUCAAUCCGCUUUUGCUGCUCUCAUGAAGUCCUCACAAGAAGAUGUAGCGACAGCAGCUAAAGCGCUCGUCUCAGAAGCUGAAAGCAAAGGAAGUGAAUUUGCAGAUGGUGGAAUUGAAUCUACGAGUGGAGAGGUCAUGUCCGAAUUGGUGACUCGACUAAACAAGCAAUUUCCCGACGACGUUGGUUUGUUCGUUUUAUUCUUCCUCAAUUACGUGCAGCUUUCGCCUGGCGAAGCCCUCUUCUUGAAGGCGGAUGAUAUUCAUGCUUAUGUGUCGGGAGAUAUCAUUGAGUGCAUGGCUGCCAGCGACAAUGUCGUACGAGCUGGUUUCACACCAAAGUUCAAGGAUGUGCAAACAUUAGUUGAUCUACUGACAUACAAUUAUGCCCCAAUUGAGGAACAGAAGAUGUCACCCACCGAAUACCCUUAUGUAGUGCUAAACCGCACUGCAUAUAGCUCUGGCUCAGAAGCAACACUAUAUGACCCUCCCAUCGAUGAGUUUAGCGUCAUCAGAACGGUUCUUAACGGUGAUGGAUCUAAGGCCACCUUUGAUCCUAUUGACGGACCGAGUAUUGUUAUCUGCACUGGAGGCAAGGGCAAGAUAACAGUGGGAGCUAAGACCGAGGAGAUAAAGGAAGGUUAUGUCUACUUUGUUGGUGCUACUGCAGAGUUGAUCCUCGAGUCUCAAGGUGGCCAAGAUGAUUCCUUCACAACCUUCAAGGCAUUCUGCGAAGUGGAGGAUCAUAGCAAUGGGGCCCAGCUAUAAUUUCUGCCUGCCCAAGUCAGUAUUGACUGAAGAUGGGAUGGCAUAUGGGAACACCAUAAUCCAUAAUAUUGAUGUAUGAAACAACCAUGAGACAGUUCUCAUAAGGAUUAAAGAAUGGAUUAUGUUGUGGACAGGCUUCGUACAUCACCAUUCAUCUCAUGCUUGAUUUUAGAGAUAUCCAAAAAAGCAAUUAAUUAUGGAGUUAUUCUAAACGAAAUUCUUUGAGAUGAUUCUUUUUUACCGUAGGUGUGGUCAAGCGUUUCUAUCAUCUAGUAUUGA
Messenger RNA from Hypoxylon trugodes, 1793 nucleotides. Its product is annotated as mannose-6-phosphate isomerase. Bases 147 to 1514 code for a protein of 455 amino acids. The record is from RefSeq and is a predicted model, not a curated record. The transcript has 2 exons. Gene Ontology annotation, molecular function: zinc ion binding; mannose-6-phosphate isomerase activity. Gene Ontology annotation, biological process: GDP-mannose biosynthetic process; carbohydrate metabolic process. Gene Ontology annotation, cellular component: cytosol. NCBI's taxonomy places the organism in Eukaryota, Fungi, Ascomycota, Sordariomycetes, Xylariales, Hypoxylaceae.